Cyprinodon variegatus (sheepshead minnow) is the source of this 2949-nucleotide messenger RNA. It is a transcript of the gene depdc1, whose product is annotated as DEP domain containing 1. Gene Ontology annotation, biological process: intracellular signal transduction. Bases 116 to 2701 code for a protein of 861 amino acids. The transcript has 12 exons. Lineage: Eukaryota; Metazoa; Chordata; Actinopteri; Cyprinodontiformes; Cyprinodontidae. The record is from RefSeq and is a predicted model, not a curated record.
AGACGGAGUUAAUCCAGGCUGUAGCUAUGGGGUGCUAGUUAGCUGCUAGCAAAACAUCGACCAUUCUUUAUACCUAGAAUAAGCUCAAAAUAACUCCGUGUUUUGAUUGUAGAAUAUGAAUACCCAUAUUAUUACUCCUGGACCUUAUCGAGCUACAAAAUUGUGGAAUGAGGUGACACGCUUGUUCCGGGCUGGCAUGCCCCUCAGGAAGCACCGGCAGAACUUUAGGCAUCAUGCUUCCUGCUUCACUGCCUCUGCUGCAGUGGACUGGCUGCACCAGCUGCUCCAGAGUAACAGCAACUUCGGCCCUGAUGUCACCAGGCAGCAAACUGUUCAGCUCUUAAAGAAAUUUUUAAAGAACCAUGUGAUUGAAGACGUGAAGGGUCGCUGGGGGACUGAGGACCUGGAGGACAACCAUGUGCUGUACAGAUUCCCGUCUACUUCUCCUCUGAAACCCAUUCCAUGUCCAGCGCCGAGAUCAGGUUCGAGGUCCAUAAGGAAAAGACCGUCACUUAGAGACCGGGAAGGUUUCUUCAAGUUUAGGAACAUCAAGAAGCAGGAGAAGGAGUCCAUGGAAAAUGUGGAUCCUGCUCUUCAAACACCGCAAGAUGAAUUGAAUAAGCCAGCAGAUGAGCAGCAGCGACCGAGACGAGAGCUGACUGUGGAGGACGAACAGGAAAUCUGGAGAGACAUUACUCUGACUCACCUCCAAAGAAUUCUAAGUGCUGCUCCUCUUGAUGAGGUUUUAGACCAGCGCUGCAUAAAUCCUCAGAACAUCAUCCAUAAUAUGACCAAAGUCAACAAACAUGGAGUUGUCACUCUAGACGACAAGACUAGUGACCUUCCACAUUGGGUUUUGUCCGCCAUGAAGAGCCUGGCUAACUGGCCAAAAUAUGACAGCGACCAGCCCUCAUACCCCGGUUUUGAAAGAGACGUCUUUAAAACGGUGUCUGACUACUUUUACAGCCUUCCUCAGCCGUUGCUCACAUUCGAACUGUACGAGCUCUUCAUCAACGUCCUGGCGUUUUCUGGAUAUGUCACAGUACCUGGCACCCUCCAACUUGGAAAGCGCAAGAGCUCAGACCUUCCCUCCGUCCCUCCACCUGCCAAGACGUCCUUUCGCUCCACAGAAUGUCUUCUUCUGUCGCUGCUCAGGCAGGGCUCCUGCGACGAGGCGGAUUCCCCCAUGAGGGACGUUCUCAGCGGGAAGCUUCAGUCACGCGUCGCGGUAUUAAAGGAAGGGGAACCUGCUGCAGGUGACAGUCAGCUGGGAGACGGCUCCACAGGUCUGAAUGCAGUCAUUUCCACCAGAACUCGUAUGAGGAGCUGUUCCCUGGAAACUAUCCUGGAUCGCUCUCCUCCCCUCAGCAGGCAGCAGCUGUUUAUGUCCAGGGACAGCCUCCCGGCUAGCUCCUGUUGCAACGAAAGCCAGGAGGAAAGCCCUGUUUUUUCUACUCGGGAAAGCUGCUUAAACUCUACAUUUGCGUUCAAAUCAAACUUUAGUUAUCAUGAAAAUGCUCCAGGAGUUAUAACCAGAAGAAAACUGUCUAUGGCUUCCAGAGCUAGACAAUCCGAUGCACAAAAGUCGUCUUCCCUGCGGCCACGCAGUGUGGGCAGCUGUCUGGACAUUGUCAAGGAGACCAAAGAAGAACGUAACGGAGAGAUCAAAUGGUCCGGUCGUGCAACCAGCUGCCUCAAUGUGAACGCUCCAACAAACCAUCACCCUCCAUUGUCGUCCUAUCACUCCUCGUCCUCUUCCCACCAUCUUUUCUCUCUUUCGUCUGAUGAAACCAAAGUCCAAGCUUCCAUUGUCAACCAAGCACCCAACGGGCCCAAUCCCGCCUCUAGCACCUCUAUGCUUUGGGCUGUCCCUCCACCUGCUGUCGUCCGACGCUGCUUCAGCUCUCUGGAUGUGUCCAAGCCGCCUCGGUCUGUGUUGCAGCUCAAACUGCCUGUUUCUGUGGCAGCCAGUAACUUCCAGCUCCCCCCACCUAAGCCUGAGCACAGUUUUCUCCAACCUCAGUGUGAGCGUGUGGCCAUAGAGGCUCUGCAGCUUUGCACACUCCUCCUGCCCCCUGCGUCCCGCAGGAAGCUGCAGCUCCUCAUGAGGAUGAUGUCCCGCAUCAGCCAGAACGUGGACAUGCCUCGCCUCCACCCAGCCAUCGGCACUCGAACCCUGAUGGUUCACACAUUUUCAGGUUGUAUCCUGAGCAGUAUUGAGGAGUGUGACCUGGAUGAGCUGCUGGCAACCCGAUUGGUGUCGUUUCUCAUGGACCAUCAGCAAAGCAUCCUCUCAGUCCCAGAAUACCUGCUCAUUGCCAUCCGGGACCAUGUAGAGUACCUGCGGACUGUUCAGGUCCCUGUUGACCAACGUCCAGACGCUGAUGGCGGUGACCCAGUCUGCGUUCCAAUGCCAGUAUAUGCGUUUUGCAAACAAAUAAGUGGUGCUGAGUUUGAACAGCAAAAAGCAGAGUCCUCCCAGAAGGCCAUGGAGGAGCUGCUAGAGAUCCUGCUGACCGACCAAAACAUAAAUGAGAAGGACAGACGAAAGAAGCUAAAGCAGUUUCAGAAGCAGUACCCGGACAUCUACAGGCGUCGAUUCCCUUCCCCUGCUGAACAGGGAAAAACAGAAAACAAGCCAAAGAUCAAACCUCCUCUGCUCAAUAUCAAGAAAGCCAAAACAUUCAGCAUCAGGAACUGAAACAUCUUGGAUGCUGUCCUGUUGGUCGCAUCAUGUCGGCUGCACUGAUCUUUUUUUGAACGGCGACACCUGUAGGAAUAAAACUGUUACAUUAGACGUGCAAAUAUUCCAUUAAUAUCUGUUUUUUUUUUAUGUUAGUACAAGCUGUAGUUGGAGGUUUUAUCAAACAUUAAACAAAUACAUCAAUGUUGCCAUCUUGGAUAAAGGCAGCUGGAUAGAUUAAGAGUUCUCUGUUUUUUUUUUUUGUU